This is a messenger RNA of Porites evermanni, 438 nucleotides long. NCBI's taxonomy places the organism in Eukaryota, Metazoa, Cnidaria, Anthozoa, Scleractinia, Poritidae. The record is from the annotation of a GenBank genome assembly.
UUGUCAGACCUGAAGCACAAGCCUAUCUUUAUCUGUUAUAUCAUGGGCAAAGUGAUAAAUGUGUUUACCUUAAUUAUUGUUAUUGUAACUGCUAUUCGAGUUAUAAAAACGAUUCGUUCGUCUACUUUGCCUGAUGCAGCGAGUCUUCACAGACGCCAAGAAAACAAACUGACAUGGCUGACUUAUAAGAUCAGUGGUGUGUGUGUCGCAUGUUGGGUGCCACAGUUUAUUUGCGCUGGUUUGUUAGCUUCAGACUUUGAUAGGGAUGUAGUAGUUAAUGCAAUGGUGAUAAUUUCAACAGUUGGACAUUACAACUAUGUUUUGAACCCUCUGGUGUAUCGAGAUAUACUGAACAGAAAAGGGAAUAAUGUUCCUAGGCAAGCCAACAGACGUUCAGUUUUGACGGGCGUUUCUGCCCCCUCUUGCACACAAGAAUAG